This is a messenger RNA of Stegodyphus dumicola, 2274 nucleotides long. RefSeq names its product beta-galactosidase-1-like protein 2. Gene Ontology annotation, biological process: carbohydrate metabolic process. Gene Ontology annotation, molecular function: beta-galactosidase activity. The record is from RefSeq and is a predicted model, not a curated record. NCBI's taxonomy places the organism in Eukaryota, Metazoa, Arthropoda, Arachnida, Araneae, Eresidae.
UCUGUUUGUCUGUCAGUGAGUGUUGUAUAUUAGUGUGUUGUUUUUUAAGUAAGCGAAGAAAUUUAGGUUAGAUUAGACUGAAGGGUAUCCCUUGUAUUAUCGCGAAGUUGUUUCAUUUAUCGCCAAGUCAAAGGAGUGCGCAAUGCCAAUACAGCUAGCUCUGCAUUAUGGAUAAAGACAAUGUGAAGAGCCAAGAUGACAACUAUAGUGAAAUUUCAUUGUACAAGUAUUAUGUUGGUGAUGUGGUUUCCUCUGGAUUGCAAGCCGUAGGAUCGGAUUUCACUCUGAACAAUAAAAACUUCCAGAUAUUCAGCGGUUCCUUACAUUACUUCCGAAUUCUACCAGAAAGAUGGGAGGAAAGUAUAAAGAAAAUGAGAUAUUGUCAUUUGAAUACUGUUUGCACGUAUGUACCAUGGAAUUUACACGAAGAUAAGCCUGGCAAUUUCAAUUUUACUGGUUUAUUGGGUUUAAAAUCGUUUAUUGAAACUGUUCGAAAACAAGAUAUGUUCCUCAUUUUACGGCCCGGACCAUAUAUCUGCGCGGAAUUAGAUUUUGGUGGUUUGCCCAGCUGGUUACUGAAAGAUAAAAAUAUGAAGGUGCGUUCUAAUUAUCCGGCAUUUUUGGCUGCAGUUAAAAGUUACUUUAAAAAAUUAUUAACUUAUAUAUAUGAGUACCAGUUUACUGUAAACGGAGGACCUAUUAUAGCAUUGCAAGUGGAAAAUGAGUUCGGAUCGUACGGAAAUACGCUAAAGAAUAGAGACGACUCUGACUACAUGAUAUUCCUUCGAGACACUUUGCGCGAACUCGGAAUUCGAGAAUUACUUUUCACAUGUGACAUGCCGUCUAUAGCUUUAACUCAUGGAUCCAUAAAAGAUGUUCUGAUGACAGCAAAUUUUCAAACCGAUGCAGAAAACGAGUUAAUAUUACUUAAAGAGCAACAACCAAAUCAGCCGCUGAUGGUUGCUGAAUUAUGGUCAGGUUGGUUCGAUCAUUGGGGUGAAAUCCAUCAUGACGUGCCGACUGUUAUCUUAACAGAAUCGCUGAACACUAUUUUAAAGAAAAACGCGUCAUUUAAUAUAUACCUUUUUCAAGGAGGUACAAACUUCGGGUUCUGUAAUGGGGCUAAUAUAGGAUUUCCUGAUUCAGAAAGUCCUUAUUGCAGCACUGUAACUAGCUACGAUUAUGAUGCUCUACUUACAGAAGAUGGUAGGUGUACUGAAAAGUACAGGGCUGUUUGCUGGAUUUUAAAAUCUGUGAAAAAGCAGUACCAUCGGCCAAGAGAAAUUAUGACCACAGAUGUCAAGUUUCUAACUGUGAAAAAAAUACCUAUUAAGAGGUAUUUGCCCCUUAAAAAAAUCGUACAUAUUAUACACGAUAAAAUCCAGUGUGAAAUUCCAGUCUGUAUGGAAAUGAUUGGUCCUCAUGAAUAUGGCCAGAGAUUUGGAUUUACACUUUAUCAGACUGAAUUUAGAGAAAGUGGAAUUCUGGAAUUUCGUGUUACUCAUGGAACACGAUCUAUUGUAUUAGUGAAUAGCAUUCAUGUUGCAAACAUAGAAAAUUCUCAUGGAGUCCAAAAGCUUCAAAUAGCACAUAAUGAAAAAUUAAAACAGAGUAUACUUGAUAUCUUGGUUGAAAAUUUAGGUAGAGUAAAUUUUUCAGAGAAGAAAGAAAUACUUAAUAAUGAAAGAAGAGGUUUGUAUGGAAAUGUAACUUUAAGCGGAAAACUACUGAAAAAUUGGCAAAUACUUCCUUUAGAUAUAAAUGAAAGUCUAGUGAAUAGAGCAAAUCUAAUAAACUGGGAGGAAGUGGAUCAGUCGAGUAAUAAUAAAGAAUGCAUAGGUCUUUAUGCAGCCUCUUUCAAUUUAAAUGAUGUAAAAGACACUUUUUUGUAUUCUUCAUCAUGGUCUAAAGGCGUAGUAAUAGUUAAUGGAUUCAACAUUGGCCGAUAUUGGAACAUUGGACCUCAGCAAACUCUCUUUAUACCUCACCAGCUCCUUAAAAUAGGAUUAAAUGAAAUAUUUGUUUUCGAAUUGAACAGUGCAGUGAAGUUCCUUCAAUUUCAAGAUUCUCCCAAUCUUAAUACUUGUAUAAAUUGGGCUAUCUAACUAUUUCAUGUAUUUUUAUUAAGUAUGUUUUGAAUAUAAGAUCAUAUUGCUAUCUAUUAAAGUAAGCUCUUGAUAUUUAAUUUUUUAUUCUGAAUGUUAUAUUUUGGUGAUUUAUUAAUGAUGAUGACCUAAAUUUGUAUGAUUUUUUUAGGCUCUAAUAAACAUAUGA